Messenger RNA from Morus notabilis, 1444 nucleotides. RefSeq names its product E3 ubiquitin-protein ligase SINA-like 7. NCBI's taxonomy places the organism in Eukaryota, Viridiplantae, Streptophyta, Magnoliopsida, Rosales, Moraceae. Gene Ontology annotation, molecular function: zinc ion binding. The transcript has 3 exons. The record is from RefSeq and is a predicted model, not a curated record. The coding region runs from base 82 to 1182 and encodes 366 amino acids.
UCCAAACAAAAAAAAUAUCUCCAAUUGCUGCUCAUACUCUCUUUCCUUGGUCGGGACGACGAGAAGAGGGAGGAGAGAGAAAUGGCGAAAUUCUCGCUGUUGGGAGACGAAGAAGACGACGAAGGUCCAAGUUGUCCUGCUCUUAAGAGACCUCGCUUUGAUUAUGCUGCAACCCCCUUCUCCAGCGACGAAGACAACGAACCACCUCGACGACAAGAAGAGCAAGAAGAAGACGACGACGUUCAAAUCGACGGCGAAAACGACGAUUUCAUUAUUACUUCACCACGUUUACGAGGUGAAUGGAUUACAGAAGACGGAGCCGGAGAAGAAAACUCAGAGCUUAAUGUCGAUUCCAUUUCUGCCGAUGCCAACCAGGAGGAUCCUCGUCCCCUUUCGACUAACUCGGAUCGCUCGAUUUCCGUUUUCUUGACCGAUCCUGAUGUGCUCGAUUGCUGUAUUUGCUUCGAGGCCUUGACGGUUCCUGUUUUCCAGUGUGAGAAUGGACAUAUAGCCUGCUCUUCCUGCUGCACUAAACUAGGAAAUAAAUGUCCCUCCUGCUCAUGGCCCAUUGGCUAUAACCGUUGCCGGGCAAUCGAGAAGGUUCUGGAAUCAGUCAAAAUUGCAUGCCAAAACAAGCAGUAUGGUUGUAAAGAAAUGGUUAGUUACAGUGAGAUAAAGGACCAUGAAACGACAUGCACACACGCACCUUGUUCAUGCCCUCUUACUAGCUGCAAUUUCAUCUCCUCCGCCAAGCAGUUAUACCAACACUUUCGCAGUCAACACGCCGAUUCUGCUGUGCUUUUUCAGUAUAACUGUGAUUUUACUGUCACACUGAAUGAGGGUGACAAGUUUCUUGUUCUUCAAGAACGUGAUGGUGGUGGCUUAUUUAUCCUUAACAAUGAAACUGAAACCCUAGGAAAUUUAGUCUCCGUUAGUUGUAUAGGGCCCUACUCAUUUGGAAAAAGCUAUUAUAAUCUGCUAGCAAAAUGUGAUGGAAACACUCUCAGACUAGAGUCUUUUGCGACGUGCACUCAGGGCCAGGCUGAUUACUCUCUAUCAUCAGUAUACCUCCUUAUUCCACCUGGUUUUUUUGGUUCUUCUGGCCAGCUCAAGUUGGAUCUCUUCAUAGAACGUCACGAUCAAUCUCCUGGAUGCUCUGAAAGAAGUGUUGAGGCUGCUUAACACGAGCUCAAGUUGGAUCUCCCGCAUGCUCUGAAAGAAGUAUUGCGGCUGCUUAACACGAGUCAACCAUUUGUAGUUAGAGUUGUACAUGAUUUUUAGAUUUUAGAAGAUGAACUGUAUUUGAAUAUCAUGUUAUUGUGUUCAAAGAGGAUAUUGUCAGCCUUUUGCACGUAGUGUUAAUUCAUCUUUGACAAAUAUCAGGGCAUUAUCAGUGUUAAUUGCCUGAUUUUAUUAUUUGUCAAACUUGACUAAUUGACUCUAA